UCACCCAAAUGUACGGCGGCGCAAUAUCGAGCCGAAAAUAGCCUCAUAAACACUUUGUCUGAUAGUAAUUAUAACCUGGCGAAGGAGUGACGACAGCCUGGCCCAUUCAGCGCAAAUGCCAGAAUAAAUCUGACAUUAUGACACUCGAUCCUGGCUCCGGUGCCGCGCGGGGUAAGCUCCGGUGGGCCCCUUGGACCCCGAAGUUGUUUACCCAGAAAAAGAGGCACCUGCCAUAGGGGGCGUUACCCGGGCUACUUAAAAGUCGUAUUCUCUCGAGCCUACGUCACAUAACGAACAGCUAGAGCGGGAGAGAAGGGGACGCCAGUCGGACGGAAUUCGCACUCAGAGAGUCUCGUGCUGUCCUAAAGGAUAGCCAAAGGACAAGGCAGCUCGCAAAGACUUUGACGGAGGCAUUUAGUGUAUUUGGGGAAUACUGUAUGUCUUGUUGGAAACACUUUAUAACUUGGACUAUUUUCCUCACAAAACACUGCUACGAAUAUCACAGAACUAGUUGAAGCAACACAACGAGACGAGGCGCCAACGGCUUACGACACCAAGACCCCUAUAACACACACACAAACACACAGGCACUCACACACAUACACACACACUCGCACUCACACACACAAAUCUGUAAGCCACACAUUACUGAAUCGAGCUGAGCUCAAGAGGCAUUGAGGAAAUAACUGCCUAAACACACACAUACAUACAGAAUUCUUCUCUCACACACACACAUCCUCCCUCAUACACACACAGACACACACACAUACACACACAUACCAGAAUGGCUGCCCUGGACCUGCAGCGUGGCGUGUGGGUGGGGGAGAGGCCUGAAUUUGACUCAGAGAUGCUGGAGUGGGAGGAACAAUUGCAGGACAUGCAGCGCAAGAUAGAAGAGCUCUACAAUGAAGUGGUUGCUCGCAGAGGAGGAAACGAUGGUGCCAUGCCAAAUCAGGCCAAUGACAUCACCCUGCUACCUGUUGCAAACAAGGACUCAAGCCGCUACAAUGGCGGUUGCCAUAGCCAUGGCAAUGUGGAGCGCCCAAUUGGCAUGAACCUGCCCGCUGCCGUUGGCAAAAGCUGUGGCUAUCAGCUCAACAAUGGUUAUAGCGAUGGUUACCCUAGCAACCCGGGGAUGGAUCCCACCCUGGAGAUUCUGCAGGGAUACCUGGGGCAUGGGAAGAACCAACAGAACUUGAGCAAUGCCAAAACAAAGCGAAAGAAUGGCUAUGAUCCUGACGCUCAAAGGGUUGUCUCUGGCUGGCAAGGUGGCAGAAGUGAGGAGUUUGAGAACCGGAGGAACCAAUCAGUGCACUAUGACAGCCCUCAGGGACUGGACUACUAUGACCAGCGCGCGACUCCUGGAGCCCGGCCACCCGUGCGCCAUGUCGAAAACUCCCCCCUGGGCCAUGUCCAGCAGCGUUCCUUAUCAUCAGACAGAAAGUCCGCCCCCCUGGACAGGAAACAGGGCAGCCCAUCGGUGCUGCGCAAGUUCGGCGCCAUGCUUCAGGAGAACGAGGGGAAGCUGCUGACGGAUGCCGGCGUGGUGGCGCCCUCCCCUCCACCGACCGUGACCACCGGCUCCUCUCCCAUCAGCCCCCGCCGCUCACAUGCACGCACGCCUUCACACUCCCACGCGCACGCGCGCUACUCCAACCCCAGCCCCACUCCCCCUCCACACUCCUCGCCCAAACUCACCCCCACCCAGGGGCAGCAGCGAGGGGGGCAGUGGGGCGAGAGGAGGGACCGGGACGUCUCCGGUGGCAGGGUGCCGGUCCAAGGGGGCGACCCGGCCACUGAUUACUGGAUGGUGGAGCACGUCCUAAAUGGACCGAGCGUGGGCCGGCGCCGCAGCCACAGCAGUGGCAAUGGGGGCUGCUACAGCAACGGGGGUUACUACGGAAACGGAACAGGCAUUAGCCGAGAGGAGAGCGGUCUGGUGGAGCUACUGAGCACGCUGGACAUUCAGCAGCAACAGCAGCGGCCAGCCAGCAGAGUCUCUCACACACCGCCGGUCAGCCGCGAGUCCUCUCCAGCACCUUCAAGGCGGAGCUUCUCCCGUCCUGCCCGGCCAGCCAAUCAGCGCCCACCUUCCAGAUGGGCCAGCCAGACAGGCUCCACCCGCCCCAGGCUCUCCAGCCAUUCAGGUCCCAUGAGCCGUCCCCCAAGUCCCGCCCGCAAAGCCAGGCCAGCCAAUCAGAGCUUCAGCUCCUACUCGCUGCACACAGAAACGGUCAUCAUGUGACAAAUCUGUGCAGGGCCAUCUCUGAAAGACAUUAGCAUUCAUAAGUGCUUACACGGACUGGUUUAAACACUUUUGUCAACCUGCCUUAUAUUCUUGACGUUUUUGAAGUACUAGUCGGAGGACUAUCCCCCACCAGAGUCUCUAGGCUCACAAUGACUUCAUAAGUGUUUGCAAAGGGAUUCCCAAAAGCCUGGAUCCUUUUCUGCACAUCUGUGGUUUAAAUGUAUCUCAGAAGGUAUUUAAAGUAAAAUGCCACUUCAA
Molecule: messenger RNA, 2506 nt
Organism: Alosa sapidissima (American shad)
Lineage: Eukaryota; Metazoa; Chordata; Actinopteri; Clupeiformes; Clupeidae
Product: serine/arginine repetitive matrix protein 1-like
Exons: 6
Coding region: 785-2245 (486 amino acids)
Source: RefSeq, a predicted model, not a curated record